AUGGGAUUCACCUACGAUCCGCAGGUGCAACUAGCGAAACUCUUUCCUUCAGAGUCCUCCUUGGAUAACAUUGAUGAUGUUCUACUGUACAUCCAAAAACAUAAACAACAGCUGGCAUUGGACAUACAGAAAGAGACAGCCAACUAUCAGCAUCCUAUAAACCCACAGGAUGAUAUCCAUACACUUACGCUGACUUUUGGGGAGAUUAGAGACAAGUCUGCGGAUACACAAGCUAAGAUCUUGGCCAUGACUUCCAGCAUACAGCGAUUGGACAUUGUUAAGAAGAACUUGGUGCUUUCCAUGAAGGUGCUUAAACGACUCCAAAUGCUCGUGAAUGCCUACAACAGUUUGAAUGAGGUGGUUAAUACUAGAGACUACAAGCAAAUUGCUACGUAUUUGGGCGUCGUUAGAGAAUUGCUUGUUUUCUUCAAGCCAUACCGCUCAAUCGACCAGAUCGGCCUCUUGAAUCAACACAUACACAAGACCCAGAACAAGUUGGUGGAUGAUGUGUUCAUAGACUUUGAGGAUUCGUUCACCAACAACUUUUCAAGUGAGAAUCUCAUUUAUGGCUGUGAGAUCUUGCAAUUAAUUGAUGAAAAAUAUAAGGAUAAGCUUCUUCAAUGGUUCUAUAACCUUCAGCUUAAAGAGAUUCGCUCCAUUUUCUCAUCCACAGAAGAAGCCGGCAAUCUCGAUAACUUGAACAGGAGAUACAUUUUCUUCCGUAACGUGCUUUCAAAUAUCCAGACCAAUUAUCUUCUGGUUUUCCCAAAGCUGUGGAAUGUUGAUUAUGAGCUUGCCAAGUUGUUCUGUGAAAUGACCAAUAGCGAUCUCAAGGCACAGCUUACAAAUGUGGCAUCUUCUGAAGUCUUGCUAGACUCACUUACCAAAACUUUGGAGUUAGAAAAGUUCCUUAACGAAACGUUCAAGACGAACCACUUCGAGAAGAUUAUUCUGAUUGUCUUCGAGCCUUACCUUACCACCUGGGUCAACGAACAAGAUGGUGUUCUCAGUGCCAAGUUUAUGGAGUUUUACUCUGCUCCAAAGAUUCCUCAAGAACUCAUAUCGCCACAGACUGCUGAAGAUAUUCUUACCGUUCUUCGAGUUAAUAACGUUCCAAACUUUGCAAACUCAUCCUCCGAAUUGUUUAAACUUUUCCAGAAACUACUCGUGCAAAUCAUCAAGUUAUCAAACGGAAAGAUUUUGCUUGAUCUCGCUCGUCUUGAUCUCAAAUAUCUUCGUGAGUACAAUUAUAAGGUGUUAGUUCCUGUUUUGCAUCAGUCGGAAUCAAACCCUAAAGGUCUUGAACCCGUCAAGUACUUGACUAUGAUCCUUAAUACGGCUGACUAUGUCAAUAAUAACAUCAACGACUUGCAAGAUAAGUUUGUCAAGCUCAUUGAUGAAAAGUACAAGGAUCGCAUCGAUUUUGAACCUGCAAAGAACUUAUUCUUCGAUGUCAUUGGUAAGUCCAUCCAGGGACUUGUGCUGAAGGUUUCUCAUGACUUGCAGUUUACCUGGAGACAAUUUGAGAACAACGGUUGGGAGGCUAUGGAGUCUGUCUCUGACACUUCAAAUUACAUGGAAGAUUUCAUUAAUACCAUGAAGGAGGAUAACCGCGUCAUCUUGACUUUGAUCAUCAGAGACAGUUAUGUUAGAUCUUAUUGCGAUAAACUCGUGGAAAUGGUGGUUCAUACCUUUGUUAACAAACUCAAAAUUAUCAAGCCGUUGAGUAUCGUGAAUGUCGAGCAGAUCCUUGUUGAUGUGGCUGUCCUCAAAAACUACAUGGCUACAUUGCCAUUGUAUUCCGACCCUAAUUAUGACGACACCAAGCAAGGGGAAGAGUCUAAGCAGGCUCCUAAGGCUUAUAUUCGGUACCUUGACUCUCAGUUUGGUAAGCUUACAACUUUACUCAAGCUUUUACUUACACCUGUGCUUCCUGUGGACAACAUGAUCGAGAACUACUUCAAUCUUGUCGGUGAUAAGUCUUUGCCCAGCUUCACCAAGUUCUUGAACUUGAAGAAUAUCAGUAAAGCAGACCAGCCAAAGUACAUUGAGAACUUCAAGCUUCAGCUCACCAUUCCUAAUUCGUUAGCAGAAGAUUCUCACAUUCUUUCCAUCCUUGAGGAAGACUCCGAAGAAGAACAGCAAUCAUCGAAACAUCCAUCAUCCCAAGGGUCGCCCCAGCAGUUCGAUAUCAAGGAAUUAAUCUCGAGCCGGUCUCCUGAGCCUCAUCUUCCUGAUAUUUUCAAGACUAAUCCUACAAAACUUAAAAUCAAUAAUCCGCUCAAAGAUUUCUCCAUCAAUGGCGAGCAGCAUGUCAGUAAAUUCAACGAAAACUUCAGAAAUAUCGGAAAGUUUUUCAGAAAAGAUAACAAUAAUGAUUAUCACUAA
This is a messenger RNA of Candidozyma haemuli, 2388 nucleotides long. It is a transcript of the gene VPS53, whose product is annotated as Vps53p. Gene Ontology annotation, cellular component: GARP complex; exocyst. The record is from RefSeq and is a predicted model, not a curated record. The transcript has a single exon. Gene Ontology annotation, biological process: retrograde transport, endosome to Golgi; exocytosis. NCBI's taxonomy places the organism in Eukaryota, Fungi, Ascomycota, Pichiomycetes, Serinales, Metschnikowiaceae. Bases 1 to 2388 code for a protein of 795 amino acids.